CUGACUGGCUGUGUGACGUCAUCACUAUGCGUCUCAGCCGUGAAGAGCCUGUUCUCUAAAGCUAACUACAGCAAAUCGACGGUCUAAGGAUGCCUCUCCCACCGGCUUUACUAGCCCGUCUUGCAAAGAGAGGGAUCUUGAAACAAUCAGAGCAUGAUGCUGAGGAGGAGAUCAUCGCUGAGGAUUAUGAUGACAACGAUGUAGACUAUGAGGCCACCAGAAUAGAGAAUUUACCCACUAACUGGUACAAAGUGUUUGACCCUGAUUGUGGUCUGCCAUACUACUGGAAUGUGGAAACAGAGCUAGUGUCCUGGCUUUCUCCAAAUGAGCCAGGGGCUCUUAUGACCAAAGCUGUAAAGAAGCAGAGAGUGGAUGUUGGAGACGGUAAAGUUGAGAAACACAUCGAGAAGGUUGACAGGGAGCGGGAGCGAGACUGGGAUCGGGAGAGAGACCGAGAAAGAGAACGCGAGAGAGAGCGGGAACGAGAUCGAGACCGAGAAAGAGAGGAUAGAGGAGACCGAGACCGCGACAGGCGGCUGCAGCGGAGAGAAGAUGCCGCACCAUACAACAAACCAAAACGAGGGGGGAGAGACCGCAAACCUGAGGAGAUGGAUCCUAUGGAUCCUAGCGCCUACUCAGACGCUCCAAGGGGCACGUGGUCCACUGGCCUGCCCAAGCGUAACGAGGCGAAGACGGGUGCGGACACCACUGCAGCGGGACCCCUCUUCCAGCAGCGGCCGUAUCCGAGUCCCGGAGCCGUUUUGCGGGCCAACGCCGAGCUCACCAAACGUGAUGACCCCGACGACUCUGAUUGACCUCAUAGAGACGGAUACGCUCAGAGAGAGAGAGAGAGAGAGUCAGAGUCAGCAGCCUGGACAUCAUCAUCACCUGUUCUCAACAUUUCCUCUGCAUCAGGUCCUCUUGAUCUACUGUGAAGCCUAAACAAAGAGCUACAAAUGUCCCCGUCGAUAUGCAUGUGUGAAUGCACAGUAUGCCAAGCUGCAAGCAACGACUUCAUACGGGAUACGGGCAUUAAUUAGGUCCUUUGGAGCUCAUGUUGUAAUUUGAAGUGUACCGCCUCAGCUUAUGUGUGGCAAAGUAAGGACAAACUCCUUAGCCUCAUUCCGUCGCCGUAGCUGUUCUAAUUCGGAAUGUGAUGGGAGGGAAAGUUUUGAUAAUUCAAUCACUUCCACCCUCGCGUUGAGAUAAUUCAUGCAUAUCAAUUCAAUGCAAAUUACACGGAUAAUAUGUAUGUUGCCGUAUCUGUGGCAUAUGGUGCGAGGUCGCAGCCUAUUUCUAUCCUGCUCUGUUCUGGCGUUCUUUUCUGUGAGUCUGGGACUGCUGCUCUAGGCUGAGCAUCUGUGCCGUAGAGAGCAGCUUGUCCUCUGCUGGCUUGAAGGUCUUUUGUUUUGCUUGUGUCAGCUCGCAAGGCCAGUGCAGCGCUCCUGAUUGAAUUAACUAUGCUGUUCAGGUCACCUGCUUUUCUCCUCUCUCCUGUGGGUGGUCUGGGGCUUUUUGUACAUACAUGUUCACUUUUCUAUUAAAAAGAAAGAAGGUUGGAUUUUU
Sardina pilchardus (European sardine) is the source of this 1566-nucleotide messenger RNA. It is a transcript of the gene pqbp1, whose product is annotated as polyglutamine binding protein 1. NCBI's taxonomy places the organism in Eukaryota, Metazoa, Chordata, Actinopteri, Clupeiformes, Clupeidae. The transcript has 7 exons. Gene Ontology annotation, molecular function: lipid binding; protein binding. Gene Ontology annotation, cellular component: plasma membrane; cytosol. Bases 90 to 815 code for a protein of 241 amino acids. The record is from RefSeq and is a predicted model, not a curated record.